Myzus persicae (green peach aphid) is the source of this 2098-nucleotide messenger RNA. RefSeq lists its product as uncharacterized. The transcript has 4 exons. Gene Ontology annotation, molecular function: zinc ion binding. Bases 74 to 2098 code for a protein of 674 amino acids. The record is from RefSeq and is a predicted model, not a curated record. NCBI's taxonomy places the organism in Eukaryota, Metazoa, Arthropoda, Insecta, Hemiptera, Aphididae.
UCGUAAAGUUGCCAGAGAAGAAAAUAAAAAAGGGAACUCAAAAAAUGCUAACUGUUUAGCUUCUGUAACAUGUAUGGUAAAAUUAGAUACUCAUUCUACACGAAAAGUUGAUCCCUAUAUUAAGGAUGGGUUAUAUGGUGUAAUAAGAAUUAAAAAUAAACAUAAUCAUAGUAUUGACACUGCUGAAACUUUACGCUUUUUACCAGCAGACAAAAUACUUAAAAAUACCUUUUUCGAGUAUUUUAACGAUAAUAUGGGUAUAACUGAUGCAAUUAAUUGUCAUGAGCGCAUUUUAGAAUUGAAAGAAAAUUUUUCACUGGAAGUCUUGGCUAAUGGAUCUAUUAAUCCGACUUAUAGAACUGUCCAAAAUUGGCACAAUGAAUGGAGGUUGGAAAAUUUAGGUCCACGGUCUGGAUCAGGUUUGAUUGAGAAAAUAAUACAAAAGAUUGAUGUAUACAAAGAGAGAAAUGUUAUAGUUAAGUUCAAGGAAGAUCCAUUUGCAUUAGUUAUUAUUACCCCACUUAUGCAACGAGCCCAUUCAUUAAAGUCAUCUAGUAACAUUGUAUUUGUAGACAGUACAUCUGCCUGUGAUGCAGACAAUUAUUCUAUAACAUUUAUGCUUACUCCUUGUGCUGCAGGUGCAGUUCCAUUAGCAAUAAUUAUUACAAAAGGUCAGACAUAUUCAGCAUAUAACACUGGAUUUCAGUUACUAAAAGAAUGUGGUAUAAAUUGCUUUGGUGGUGUUGGUUGGCCAAAAAUCUUUAUAACUGAUAAUGCUGCAGCUGAAAUAAAUGCAAUUGAAAACAACUGGCCGAAUAGUAUCCAUUUACUAUGCAUUUUCCAUGUUUGUCAGGCUGUUUGGCGUUGGGUCUGGGACUCAAAGAAUAGCAUACCGAAAGAGAAGCGACCAAUAAUUAUGAAGAGUUUUCAAUCUAUUUUAUAUGCUGAUACAGUUGAUUCUUCAGAGAAAUGUUUUAAUGAUAGUAUUAAAAACUCUGAAUUUCCAAAUUGGUCAAGAUAUUUAAAUGAACAUUGGCAAACAAGACACAAAUGGUGUUUGGCGUGGCGUGAUGAAUCAACUAAAGGUCAUCACACAAACAACUAUUCUGAAAUUACUGUUCGAAUUUUUAAAGACACUGUUCUUUCAAGAGUAAAAGCAUACAACGUCGUAGCUUUAUUAGAUUUCACAUGCACAGUAUUAGAAGAUCAUUAUUGUAGGCGCUUAAUGGCUUUUGCUAAUUGUAGACACACUAAAAAUAGAACUGCUAGAAUCUUUUUAGAUUCAUUAAUAAAAAAAGCAAGUACAAUACAAAAAGUUCAUAUAGUAUCUAAAUCAGAAUAUGAGUAUUGUGUACAGAGUGAAAAAGAUUCUUCAUGUAUUUAUGAAGUAAACAUUAUGGGAGGUUGUUGUUCAUGCCUUUCUGGUAAAUUUGGUAAAUUCUGUAAACAUCAGUGCGCUGUUUAUAUUCAUUUUGAUGUAAUUUCAAAAAGUUUCCCUCCAGUUACCCCAAAAGAUAGAUACGAAAUUGCUAUUUUAGCCCAGGGGAAUGUAUCUAUCUCACCAGAUUUCUUCCAGUCAUUUUUAUCGGUAAAUAAUUGUUCUCAAAUUGAUGCACCAAAAGAAAGUACUGAUUUUCUAAAUUAUUCUAAUACUAAUGAGCCAGAUAAUUCACAUCAUAAAGAUAAUAAUGUACCAAAUGAUUCUGAAAUUAUAGAAAAUAAAGAGACAAAAAAUAAAUCAAUACAUUGUAUUAUAGAUUUAAUCAAAUCUAAAGACUCAAAGUUUGGCUCAUCCACUGCAGGGUUGAAUAUUUUAGAGUCUCGUUUGAAGAAGAUAACAACCGAAGGACAGUGGCAAUCGUUUUUACAUACUGCUGGAAAUUCAGCUGUUGCUUUGCGAAAAAGGCCUGGUGCAAAAAUUAGAGUCCAGCCAACAUCUAUUGCAAGGAGAUUACCCAGAGUUACAAAAGGAAGUAAACGUCUACCAUCAGGUCGUCCAGCAAAUGGUGAAAUUAACACCAAAAAAAGAAAAAGAAAUCUUGGUGCUAAUGUUCAAUUGAAUGUGCCUAAUGCAAAAUCACAUGGGCACAAUCAUUAA